GGAGCUCGGUGAUGCUCCCGGGCUCACCGGAGGAGCUCCCUUCCCAAGCAAUAAAGAGGGAGCUUGGAUUUAGUGGGAGCUCCCCAUUUUGGGGUCCUUGCUUAACGCAGUAGCUGUAUUAACCCCACUGCGUGCUGGUCCUGAGCAGGAAUAUGCAUUUCUUCGGUUAAAAACAUGAGGUUUAAAUCAAUUUCGUGGUAAGUGGAGUGAUGUGAUUGCAGGGUUACAGCGUGUUUGUGCUGUGCGUUAAAGCACCCAUCUGUGUUUAAUCCCCCUCCUCCCAAUUGCAUCCAGCACUGAUGCUCCAGCAUCCCUUUUUAGGCACAAAGGGAUGGAGACACCCAUGGGCUUGGAACCUGAUGGCGCUGCCAUGGCAAACCUGGUGCUGCACCAGACUGUGGAGCGCAUCCACGUGGGCAAGAAGUAUGGGGACAUCCCUCGAGGCAUCUUUGUAGUGAGAGGAGAGAACGUUGUUCUGCUGGGGGAAAUAGACCUGGAGAAGGAGAGCGAUACCCCCCUGCAGCAGGUCUCCAUCGAGGAGAUCCUGGAGGAGCAGCGCGUGGAGCAGCAGGCGAAGCAGGAGUCAGAGAAGCUGAAGGUGCAGGCGUUGAAGGAGCGGGGGCUCUGCGUGCCACGGGCAGACACCCUGGAUGAGUACUGAGCCCCAAACCCAC
Messenger RNA from Pezoporus occidentalis (night parrot), 674 nucleotides. It is a transcript of the gene LSM1, whose product is annotated as LSM1 homolog, mRNA degradation associated. The record is from RefSeq and is a predicted model, not a curated record. The coding region runs from base 332 to 661 and encodes 109 amino acids. Gene Ontology annotation, biological process: deadenylation-dependent decapping of nuclear-transcribed mRNA. Gene Ontology annotation, molecular function: RNA cap binding. The transcript is spliced from 3 exons. Lineage: Eukaryota; Metazoa; Chordata; Aves; Psittaciformes; Psittacidae. Gene Ontology annotation, cellular component: Lsm1-7-Pat1 complex; P-body.